Molecule: messenger RNA, 1716 nt
Organism: Macrobrachium nipponense
Lineage: Eukaryota; Metazoa; Arthropoda; Malacostraca; Decapoda; Palaemonidae
Product: nephrin-like
Exons: 9
Coding region: 1-1716 (571 amino acids)
Source: RefSeq, a predicted model, not a curated record
AUGACGUAUGGCCCGGUGACGUUUACACCUGCCACGCCCCCCAAUCUGUAUGGUUAUCAUUACAUCAGUGUCUUCGGACAGGAACAGGCGUUCACCAUCUCUCCACACAGCGUCAGAGUGAAUGUCGGGGAGGACGUCUUUCUCAAGUGUGUUAUCCAAAACCAACAGGGUAAAGCACAGUGGACAAAAGAUGGCUUUGCAUUAGUGAAACCAAUACUACUGUUUCCUUUAAUUAAUCUUCGUGCCAGUGUCUCAUUCCUUCAGAGUCACGUCACCCUGAGAAACAUUGCAACUCUGCUCACCCGACAUAGGCCCCUUUCCCCACUAGGCUUUGAGCGUGACGUGCCAGGUUACCCUCGACACUCGUACUCGGGGAAUCCGAGCGAGGGGGAACAUCAUCUGGUCAUCAAGGGCACCACGUUAGACGAUGACGGGAAGUACCAGUGCCAAGUGGGUCCUACUGCUAACACCAGUGCCUUGGUGGCCUCUGCUAAUGUCACUGUAAUGGUGGCUCCAAGAAGCCUUAGCAUCAUCAGGAGCGCCGACAGCAGCGUUGUGCAGGGCACAGCGGGUCACAACUUGUACCUCCAGUGCCUCGUCAGCGACGCCAGACCCGCCCCAAGCAUAGCUUGGUAUCGAAAUGGGAUCAUGCUGGAUAAAAGCCUUCACACAGAGAAGGUUGACGAAAUGCCCCCCGACACAAAGAGAUGGAGUGUGAGGAGUCGUCUGUUGAUCGUGCCAGAGGUCCAGGACGAAGGUCAACAGUACACCUGCCGUGCCCUUCAUCCCGCAUUCGCGAGAUCCCACAAGGCUUUAGUGGACACGGUCACCCUCUCGGUUUUACAUCCUCCAAAUGCCCCAGUUAUCACGGGAUAUACCCCAGGCCACAUUCUGAAGGAGGGCGAACUCCUUUCCUUAUCCUGCCAAUCUAUGGGCGGGAACCCUCGCCCGCAACUCUCCUGGUACAGAGAUGGGCGUUUGCUGAGGCGCCCCGACAUCAAUCAUUCGAAAGCUGGCUCCGAAGACGAAGGAACGAAAGCCGUCAUUGGGUGGGCGGUGACGGAAGACGACGACGGCGCUGUUUACGAAUGCAGAGCCCAGAACGAAGUGUCAGGUGAUCCUUCUCUUUCGGAUGAGGUCGCGCUCAGCGUUCUCUACGGACCAUCACGGGUCGAAAUAGCGGGUCCCUCCGUCGCAACUGCGGGUCAGGAGUUCGUCCUCAAAUGUGUCACUUCAAAGGCCAACCCAGCUGCGUCAAUCAACUGGAUAGUUCAUGGAAUAAAAGUCGCCCCAGUAUCCUCUGUGGUCAGCGAGGGUGAUGGUGGAGGCUGGGUGACCUCUUCUUACCUGAAAUAUCACCUAGAAAGGUCAAUGAAGCUGUCGGAAAUCACGGUGGAAUGCCAAGCAAGGAAUGCCCUCAGCAAAGAAGCUCUCAAUAAGACGAGGGUCAUCAGUAUCAUGAAGCCCCCUGGGCAUCCCCUAUUGAAGGUGGAGGGCAUGGAGGACUUGGUGGCAGGAGGGCGAUUGAUCGUCUUUUGUAUCAGCGAAGGGGGCAACCCAAAUCCGGGUAUCACGUGGGUAGUUACUCAAAACACUUUUCUGUUGGGAUCUGUUACCGGGGAGGAGCGGCACAAACAUUGCCGGAUAAUCUUGAAUUGGCUCUUCAAGUUGUUUGCAAUUUUGGCAAUAAAUAGAUAUCAUUUAGAUAUCGCAUAA